GUUUUUUUCCAGACUGGCAGCCGUCUUUUUUUGUUUUGCUUCGAGAGACACACGAGCGGAUCUCGGAUCAUCACAUUUGAAUGUUUGUUUUUCAUCACAGAGCUGCGGAUUUAGCGGCGGCUGACGAGAAGAGCAAGAGGAGGAGGACGACGACGAGGAAGAGGAGGAGGAGGAGGAGGGGGAGGAGAGCGGCGUGCCGAGGGUUAACUUUCACCAUUGUUAGCCUAAAAGGGGGCUUUUUGGAGGAGGAGGAGGGGGCGAUGAGAUCAAGAUGCCCGGGUCGCUGAGCAAUGAAGACGAGGCGCAGGACGACAUGGAUUUUGACGACGAGAUGCCAGAUGAGGAGGACGCGCGCACAGCGCUGCCUCUGGCGUCUAUCGGCGGCUUCUUCUCGGAAGACGGCGACUCCUUCAAGCAGCAGCAACAGCAGCAGCAGCAGCAGCAGAAGAAGAAGAAGAGCAAGAAGAUGAAGGAGGGAAAGGUGGCCAAAAUCAAGAAGCGGAAAAAGGAGGGAGGCAUCCAGGUGAGCGUAGACAGCGAGCAGGACCGGGCGUCCGAGGCGGAGGAGGACGAGGCGGACCGUCCCGAGCGAGGCUCCGGGAGCGAGAGCAGCAUGUUCAGUCCCUCCAAGAAGAAGAAGAAGAAGCCCAAGGAAAAGAAAGAGCGGAAGCCCAGGAAGAAGAAGCGGGACGAGGAAGACGAGGAUGACGACGAUGACAACGGGAGCAUGAAAGAGCCCAAAUCGUCCAGCCAGCUGAUGCACGAGUGGGGCCUGGAGGACGUCCAGUACGGCUUCACCGAGGACGACUACAAGACCAUCACCAACUACAAAGCUUUCAGCCAGUUUCUCAGGCCUCUCAUUGCCAAGAAGAACCCCAAGAUCCCCAUGUCCAAGAUGAUGACGGUCCUGGGGGCCAAGUGGCGCGAGUUCAGCGCCAACAACCCAUUCAAGGGCGCGUCUGCCACCGCCGUGGCGGCCGCUGUCGCCGCCGCAGUGGAAACGGUCACCGUGGCGCCGCCCACCUCUGUGAGCCAGCUGAACGCUCAGCUGGGGCCCAUCAAAAAAGCCAAAACCAAAGAGGGAAAAGGGCCCGGGGCUCGAAAGAGGAGCAAGAGUGCGAAAGACGUGAAGAAGAAAGUGAAGGCGAAGAAGACCAAAUCGAAGUCGGGCCAAAGCGGGAAGAAGAAGAAGACGUCCUCGAGUGACGAAGACUUCCUGGACGAGUCGGACUUUGACGACAUCAGCAUUCUCAGUGCCUCGGUGCUUUGCGAGGCCUCGGGGGCCGUCGCCGCCAAGAAAAAGGCCAGGCGGGGACGCAAAAAGAGGAAAAAGGAGGACGGCGACGGCUACGAGACGGACCACCAGGACUACUGCGAGGUUUGUCAGCAGGGCGGCGAGAUCAUCCUGUGCGACACGUGUCCGCGGGCGUACCACCUGGUGUGCUUGGAACCUGAGCUGGAGAAGGCCCCCGAGGGCAAAUGGAGCUGUCCGCACUGCGAGAAGGAGGGCAUCCAGUGGGAAGCCAAAGACGAGGAGGACGAGGAGGAGGAGGAGGCGGCCGGAGAGGAAGAGGACGACCACAUGGAGUUUUGCCGAGUGUGUAAGGACGGCGGGGAGCUGCUGUGUUGCGACGCCUGUCCGUCCUCCUACCAUAUCCACUGCCUCAACCCGCCGCUGCCCGAGAUACCCAACGGCGAGUGGAUUUGUCCGCGCUGUCUGUGCCCGCCCCUGAAAGGCAAAGUGCAAAAGAUCAUGCACUGGAUGUGGGGUGAGGCCCCGCUGCCCGCCGAGCCGCCGCCGGCCCCGGACGGCCACCCCGCCGCCGACCCCCUGAACAAGCCGCCGCCCCUCAAGGGCCACCCCGAGCGGGAGUUCCUGGUCAAGUGGGCCGGACUGUCCUACUGGCACUGCUCCUGGGCCAGCGAGCUGCAGUUGGAACUCUACCACACGGUGAUGUACCGCAACUACCAACGCAAGAACGACAUGGAUGAGCCACCGCCGUACGACUACGGCUCCGGCGAGGAAGAGCUCAACAGCGACAAGCGCAAGAGCAAAGACCCGCAGUACGCCGCCAUGGAGGAGCGCUUCUACCGAUACGGCAUCAAGCCCGAGUGGAUGAUCAUCCACCGCGUUGUCAACCACAGCUUUGACAAAGACGGGGAUGUGCACUACCUGAUCAAGUGGCGAGACCUCCCUUACGACCAGUGCACGUGGGAGGUGGACGAUUUCGACGUGCCGGAAUACGACAGCCAUAAAGCGUCCUACUGGGACCACAGGGAGCAAAUCUUAGGCGAGGACCAGCGCCCCGUGGUGCCGUCGAAAGGACCCACGCUAAAAGAGGAGCAGCCUAAGAGGGAGAUCCCUCCGGACGCUCCCAUCAUUGACCCGACCAUCAAGUUCGAGCACCAGCCGUGGUACAUCAACGCCACCGGGGGGACGCUGCACCCGUACCAGCUGGAGGGUCUCAACUGGUUGCGCUUCUCGUGGGCGCAGGGCACCGACACCAUCCUGGCCGACGAGAUGGGCCUGGGCAAGACGGUGCAAACCAUCGUCUUCCUCUACUCGCUCUACAAAGAGGGUCACUCCAAAGGUCCCUUCCUGGUGAGCGCGCCGCUGUCCACCAUCAUCAACUGGGAGCGGGAGUUUGAGAUGUGGGCCCCCGACUUCUACGUGGUGACCUACACCGGCGAUAAAGACAGCCGCGCCAUCAUCCGGGAGAACGAGUUCACCUUCGAGGACAGCGCCGUCAAGCUGGGACGCAAAGCUUUCCGCAUGAAGAAAGACACGCCCAUCAAGUUCCACGUGCUGCUCACGUCCUACGAGCUGAUUACCAUCGAUCAAGCCAUCCUGGGAUCCAUCACUUGGGCCUGCCUGGUGGUGGACGAGGCACACAGGCUGAAGAACAACCAGUCAAAGUUUUUCAGAAUCCUCAAUGGCUACAAGAUCUACUACAAGCUGCUGCUAACUGGAACUCCUCUUCAGAACAACUUGGAGGAGCUUUUUCACUUGCUCAAUUUCCUCACGCCGGAGCGAUUCAAUAAUCUUGAGGGCUUCCUGGAGGAAUUUGCCGACAUCUCCAAGGAGGACCAGAUCAAGAAGCUGCAUGACCUGCUGGGCCCGCACAUGCUCAGAAGGCUCAAGGCGGACGUCUUCAAGAACAUGCCGGCCAAGACGGAGCUGAUCGUGCGGGUGGAGCUCAGCCCCAUGCAGAAGAAGUACUACAAGUUCAUCUUGACGCGGAACUUCGAGGCCCUCAACUCCAAAGGCGGCGGCAACCAAGUGUCCCUGCUCAACAUCAUGAUGGACCUGAAGAAGUGCUGCAACCACCCCUACCUCUUCCCCGUUGCUGCUGUGGAAGCUCCCGUUUUGCCCAACGGCUCGUACGACGGCAACCAGUUGGUCAAGUCGUCGGGAAAGCUGACGCUGCUCCAGAAAAUGCUGAAGAAGCUCAAGGACGAAGGCCACAGAGUUCUCAUUUUCUCACAGAUGACCAAGAUGUUGGAUCUGCUGGAGGACUUCCUAGAGUUUGAGGGUUACAAAUACGAGCGCAUCGACGGCGGCAUCACCGGAGGCCUGAGGCAGGAAGCCAUCGACCGCUUUAACGCACCAGGCGCUCAGCAGUUCUGCUUCCUGCUCUCCACUCGAGCCGGAGGCCUGGGAAUCAAUUUGGCCAGCGCAGACACCGUCAUCAUCUACGACUCAGACUGGAACCCUCACAAUGACAUCCAAGCUUUUAGCAGAGCGCACCGCAUCGGCCAGAACAGGAAGGUGAUGAUCUACCGCUUUGUGACGCGGGGCUCGGUGGAGGAGAGGAUCACUCAAGUAGCCAAGAGGAAGAUGAUGCUGACCCACCUGGUGGUGCGGCCCGGCUUGGGCUCCAAGACGGGCUCCAUGUCCAAGCAGGAGCUGGACGACAUCCUCAAGUUUGGCACGGAGGAGCUGUUCAAGGACGAGAUGGAGGCGGCGCGCACCAUGGGGGGCGACAACAAAGACGGCGAGGAAGGCAACGUGAUCCACUACGACGACGACGCCAUCUCCAAGCUCCUGGACCGCAGCCAGGAUGCCACGGAAGACACGGAGAUCCAGAACAUGAACGAGUACCUCAGCUCCUUCAAGGUGGCCCAGUACGUGGUCAAAGAGGAGGACGGAGAGGAGGAGGUGGAGCGCGAAAUCAUUAAGCAGGAAGAGAACGUGGACCCGGACUACUGGGAGAAGCUCCUGCGCCACCACUACGAGCAGCAGCAGGAGGAUCUGGCCCGCAACCUCGGCAAGGGCAAGCGCAUCCGCAAACAAGUCAACUACAACGACACCACCCAGGAGGACCAAGGUAGGCGUCGCCAAACAAGGCCAGCACCGUAUCUGCGGUUGCCGUUAGCGCCCCGGGGUUCAUCUUUCAUAGUGGCGCGUCGGAGUCACGUUCAGGAUGCAGGACAUUUUGUACAUUUACAGUGGAACUUUACAAUGGAAAAGGGAGGGGGGGGGGGACAAUCGGAAUGAUAUGCUUCGAAAAAAUGCAAGUUGUAACCUCUUAGACAGCGAUGGCCUCACAUUGGAGCGGAUUGUUUUCGACUGGAAAGUCCCCACUGUAUUUGUCUCGACAAAAUGAUUCCGCAAAUGAACUUGUCAUGCUCGUGUGUCGAGUACGUUUUUGGUAGUCCUGUUGUUUGAUGCCACGUGGAAGGCGCGCUUGUCCAUUACAUUACAUUACAUUACGUACAUACUGUACAUACUCUAUCAAAUGAGUCCAUCUUAGCUUUUGCACUCCUGGAUUUUCAUCCUGAAGGCGGUUUCAUCGGCGUCCACGACCAGAACGUCAGCACAGAACGUGCGCGUAUUUCUUCCGUCCUCCCAGCUUGAUGAAUUUCAAUGACAGCUUUUGACCUCCAUGAGUGUGAUCUUUCAAGUACAUGAGUUCCGCCAUGAGGACUCUCCUCAAGCGCUCAGCCACCAAGAGAGGUUCAACAUUUUUGGAGAGCACCCUCUCCGACUUGCUAAAAAGCCAGGGCGCGCUCGUUGAGCUGGCUGGCGCGACGCCCCCGGGUGGCAUCCGACGGAAGCAAUGUACUUUGUCGUCUCUGAUGUGUGG
Messenger RNA from Hippocampus comes (tiger tail seahorse), 5087 nucleotides. It is a transcript of the gene chd5, whose product is annotated as chromodomain helicase DNA binding protein 5. The transcript has 25 exons. NCBI's taxonomy places the organism in Eukaryota, Metazoa, Chordata, Actinopteri, Syngnathiformes, Syngnathidae. The record is from RefSeq and is a predicted model, not a curated record. Gene Ontology annotation, molecular function: DNA binding; histone binding; chromatin binding. Gene Ontology annotation, biological process: chromatin remodeling. Gene Ontology annotation, cellular component: NuRD complex; nucleus; chromatin. Bases 272 to 4498 code for a protein of 1408 amino acids.